Paraglomus occultum is the source of this 678-nucleotide messenger RNA. The record is from the annotation of a GenBank genome assembly. Lineage: Eukaryota; Fungi; Glomeromycota; Glomeromycetes; Paraglomerales; Paraglomeraceae.
AUGCCUAAUAAAACACGAGCCGGGUCUUCUCGAACAAGAAAGCAGCAGUCUGGAGUCAAGGACAUCAUCGAUACGUACUUAUUCUUAUACAAUGGAGCGUCAUUUGUGGCCUGGGGCUGCGUCUUUUACAUGGUGGUUCUAUCACUGUUGAAUUCUGGAGGAGAUUUUACGGUAGUACACAACGAUGUGAGAGACGUAUUGACUUAUGUUCAGACAGGAGCGAUUCUAGAGGUUAUUCACGUGGUUCUCGGUUUGGUGAAAACUCCACUCACUACUACAGUGAUUCAAGUAACUUCUCGUCUUUAUCUUGUAUGGGGGAUACUUGCACCCUUCCCUGAGGUGCGAAGUCACUGGGCACUGACUACGAUGACCAUUGCAUGGAGCGUGACUGAAAUAGUCCGAUACCUGUAUUAUGGCCUCAAUAUUGCCAAAAUACAGCCCACGUGGUUGUUGUGGUGCAGAUAUACUUUCUUUUUCGUGUUGUAUCCUUUAGGAGCAGGAAGUGAAUCUGUUCUCGAGUAUGUGUCACUUCCGUAUUCCCUCGAGUUCGAUAAAUACAAUAUUUAUUAUUAUGUCCGGAUUGGCGUUUUACUGUCUUAUCUGCCAGGUUUCUACACGAUGUAUACACAUAUGAUAUACCAGAGAAAGAAAUACUUGAGCAAACGGAAGAUUCAUUAA